Molecule: messenger RNA, 2884 nt
Organism: Medicago truncatula (barrel medic)
Lineage: Eukaryota; Viridiplantae; Streptophyta; Magnoliopsida; Fabales; Fabaceae
Product: splicing factor-like protein 1
Exons: 2
Coding region: 104-2407 (767 amino acids)
Biological process (GO): regulation of mRNA splicing, via spliceosome
Cellular component (GO): nucleus
Molecular function (GO): mRNA binding; zinc ion binding
Source: RefSeq, a predicted model, not a curated record
CAUUCACAAUUUCACAAACCAAUUUUCUUCUUCAAACCCCUAACCCUCUCUCUCUCUCUCUCUCUCUCUCUCUCUCUCUCUCUCUCUCUCUCUCGAUUCAUCCAUGGAGGCUCUCGAUUCCAAUCCACCACCGCUCAACGAUAAUCCACAACACCAAUCCGAAACCCUAAUCCCCCAAAAUGGCAUCAACGGCACCACCACCACCGAUAACAACGAUUCACGUCCACUGAUUCCAAAUCAACUUCUCUCCGAAAACGGUUUAACCGGCGGCAACACCCGAAGCGGAACCGACAAAGAUCAAUCAGGCGGAGAAGAAGAAACAACAAGCAAACGCCGCCGUAGAAGUCGAUGGGACCCACAGCCAGAUUCAAACGAUCAGAACGGCGAAGCCGCCACCGGGACGAAGAAAAGGAAAUCCAGAUGGGCGGAUGACGAACCGAAACCGGUAAUUCAACUUCCUGAUUUCAUGGGUGGUAUUGAAUUUGAUCCUGAAAUUCAAACAUUGAAUAGUAGAUUGCUUGAGAUUAGUAGAAUGUUGCAAUCUGGUUUGCCAUUAGAUGAUCGUCCUGAAGGGGCUAGAUCUCCUUCGCCUGAACCUAUAUAUGAUAAUAUGGGGAUUAGGAUUAAUACUAGAGAGUAUCGUGCUCGUGAGAGGUUUCAGAAAGAGAGACAAGAGAUUAUUUCUCAGAUUAUUAAGAAAAAUCCUGCUUUUAAGCCACCUGCUGAUUAUAGACCACCAAAGCUUCAGAAGAAGCUUUACAUACCGAUGAAAGAGUAUCCGGGUUAUAAUUUUAUUGGGCUUAUAAUUGGGCCAAGGGGGAAUACUCAGAAGAGGAUGGAGAAGGAGACUGGUGCUAAGAUUGUGAUUCGGGGUAAAGGGUCGGUGAAAGAAGGGAGGUUGCAGCAGAAGAGGGAUUUGAAACCGGAUCCGUCGGAGAAUGAGGAUUUGCAUGUUUUGGUUGAGGCGGAUACGGCUGAUGCACUUGAGGCUGCGGCUGGUAUGGUGGAGAAGCUAUUGCAGCCUGUGGAUGAGGUUUUGAAUGAGCAUAAGAGGCAGCAACUUAGGGAGCUUGCAGCUUUGAAUGGGACAAUUAGGGAUGAAGAGUAUUGUAGGUUGUGCGGUGAGCCUGGGCAUCGUCAGUAUGCUUGUCCUACAAGGACUUCGACGUUUAAGAGUGAGGUUGUUUGUAAGCAUUGUGGGGAUGGUGGUCAUCCUAGUAUUGAUUGUCCGGUGAAGGGUGCUACUGGAAAGAAGAUGGAUGAUGAGUAUCAGAAUUUCUUGGCUGAGUUGGGUGGUACAGUUCCUGAAUCUGCGAUUAAGACAACUAGUACUUUGGCAAUUGGUUCGGGCAGUUCUGGAAGCAAUCCUCCUUGGGCUAACAAUUCUGGUUCUGGUGGUAGUACACCACAAGCUGGAUUAGGGGCUGGUGCAGUUAAAAAGGAAAUUGAUGAUACAAAUUUGUACAUUGGGUAUUUGCCACCCACUCUUGAGGAUGAUGGUUUGAUCCAAUUGUUUCAACAAUUUGGUGAGAUUGUUAUGGCAAAAGUUAUUAAGGAUCGAAUAACAGGUUUGAGUAAAGGAUACGGGUUUGUGAAGUAUGCUGAUAUCACAAUGGCAAACAAUGCAAUUGUUGCCAUGAAUGGUUAUCGCCUUGAGGGUCGAACUAUUGCAGUGAGAGUUGCUGGUAAGCCUCCUCAGCCUGUUGUACCUCCAGGCCCACCUGCAUCGGCUGUGCCCACUUAUCCUGUUCAAAGCCAGCCAAUUGGUGCCUAUCCAUCCCAACAAUAUACUGGUGGUGGUCCCAUUGGGAAUGCUCCUCCUGGGAGUUAUGGAGGUACUCCUGUCCCAUGGGGACCUCCUAUUCCUCCUCCCUACAAUCCUUAUGCUCCUCCCCCGCCUGGAUCAACUAUGUAUCCUCCUAUGCAUAGUCAACCUAUGCCUCCAUAUGGUGUUCAAUACCCACCCAUGCCGACAGGUCCCCCUGGUGCCACUCCCCCACCCCCGGCUUCUGGUGAAAUGCAGCAGAAUUAUCCUCCUGGGGUGCAGUCUGAUAAUAAUUCAUCUACUCAGUCUGUACCGACCAACAUGUAUGGUAACACAAUGCCUUCAAUGCCACCAGCAGCUCCACCAACAUAUCCUGCCUCUUAUGGAUAUCCUCCUCCACCUUACUAUAAUGCAGUUCCUCCACCACCUCCCCCUCCUGCCCCUACUUCAGACCAAUCACACAGCAUUGCAAAUGCGCCUUGGGCCAGUAAUCAUUCCGCCCCACCUCCUCUUUCGUCUGCAGAUCAAUCCCAGAGCAUUGGAAAUGUGCCUCCACCUAUGCCUCCUCCUAACUCAUCGGCAGAAAAGACGUCAUAUGGAGCUGAUUCUGAGUAUGAGAAAUUCAUGGCAGAGAUGAAAUGAUUUCGGUUCAUUUUCGUCAUUCUUCGAUGUUCCAAAAGGCCUGAUGUUUCUUGGAGCUCUUGUGAACCUGAUUUCCUAACCGUUUGCCAUGUCUUUCUUGGAAGUUUGGGACUCACUUCUUUAACCUUGCUGUACUGUUAUGAAAUUUGCAGAGAAUUCGGGCUGGAAGCUGAGAAACAAUCUUCAUACAGCUGGAGACAACAUCAAAAACUUAUUAUUGUUAUGAUAAUUAUUAAUCUUUUUUAAUGUGUAGGACUUAAUAGUUUGCAAUAUUUUCUGUGGCAUUUUUGUUGAUUCACACAAUGUCUGGUUGCUAAUGUUUCUUUUUGAAAGCUUGUUUGAACUAUUAUGGCAGCUGGGACCUGGUGUUUUUUGUUUAUGCUCUUCUAUUGUCACUUUCAGUUGAUUUUGUUCAUCUAGAACUGACUCUAACUUAUAGUUUUGGUGAUGAGCUUAAAUAUUUUUGUUUGUUGACUA